Mytilus trossulus (common blue mussel) is the source of this 2071-nucleotide messenger RNA. RefSeq names its product E3 ubiquitin/ISG15 ligase TRIM25-like. The record is from RefSeq and is a predicted model, not a curated record. The transcript is spliced from 2 exons. The coding region runs from base 133 to 1821 and encodes 562 amino acids. Lineage: Eukaryota; Metazoa; Mollusca; Bivalvia; Mytilida; Mytilidae. Gene Ontology annotation, molecular function: ubiquitin protein ligase activity; zinc ion binding.
CGUGUACCCCGUGAUAAUCAAUGUAGUUGUCUCUCUUUGUUCUGCACCAAGAAGUAACACUUUACUGGAGCGGUAGACGAUCAAGAGCAUAAGGAUAGGGUCUCACACAAAAAGUUGAUCAAGAUCAUUAAAAUGGACAAACAGGCUGAUUCUAAAUGUAAACCAUGUAGCAUCAGAGGUUCUAAAAAAGAUGCGUCUGUUUGGUGUACAGUAUGUAAAGAAGGUCUUUGUUCGACUUGCCAAAAGUACCACAGCUCCUUUAAACCACUAAGAUUACAUGGUAUAGUUCCUUUUGACAAACGCGAACAAGUUCCACAAAUCUUUAAACAUGUGAUGGAGUCAUGUUCAUAUCACGAGCGGAGUUUUGAGCUUUACUGCCCUGAACACCAAGAGCCAUGUUGUAUAAGAUGUACCACUAAUAACCACAAAGGUUGCAAAGGUCUAUGUCCAAUUGAUGAUGUCAUUGAAAAUGUGAAGUCUUCUGUAGCGAUUAACCGCAUUGAUGAGGGGUUUAGUGGGUUGAUUUUAAAAAUCGAGCAAAUAAUGGAAAAUAAAGAGCAAUCGAAGCGUGACAUUGCAGACCAGAUUAAGAAGAUUAAAAAGGAAAUUAUCAAUACGAAGAAGAAAGUAGAAGAAAAGAUUGAUGGUUUGAUAAAACAGCAGUUUGAUAACAUAGAGAGGAUGACUAAAGAAUAUGACAGAACGACUAGCGAAGGAAUACAAAAAUUAAAGGCGAAACUUGAAGAUGUCCAAGACAUAAAAACGAAUAUUCAGCAAUCAACAGAACAAGGAAAUAACCUCCAAGUAUUUUUGAGUCUGUCCGAAUUUGAGAGUAUUCUAUCAAAGCAAGAAACUUUUCUAUCUGAAAGUAUCGAAAAAGGCGAAUUUGAUAAUGCAGAUUUAAUUUUCAGCGAGACCGAGGAAUUUAAAAGUUUAAUGUCAUUCGGAGAAAUCUGUCACAUUGAAUUAAAGAAACAACCGUUAGAGGUCAAGCUUAGAAGUUCAGGACAAAUUGCCAAGGUCCAAAUAAAACCUACCAAAAAAGCUACCAGACACAUUGACACCAUCAAAAUUAUAAAAAGUAAAGAAGCGUCUUUUCGUUCUCCUUGUUUACUAACUGGCUGUGUUAUUUUACAGAAUGACUCAAUAUUAUUUGCAAACAAUGAUAUAAAAUCGCAUAGGCUGUUCUUGUAUGAUUGCAACUGUCGCUUUCUUCGUGAUAUUGAAACUGCAUCAAGACCUUUUGAUAUCGCCAUUAUUGAUGAAUCCGUUGUUGCUGUAACCAUGCCUGAAGCGAAAAAAGUUUCCUUUAUUGAUUUCAGUAAGGACCAAGAACAAACUGUCAAAGAACUAGACGUGAUUGGGGAAUGUUACGGAAUCGAUCACUCAAACAACAAAUUAGCAGUUGCCGUUAAAGGAUAUGGUGUUCAAAUCUUUGAUGCAACUGGGACCCAAAUCAAAACAAUACCAGUCGCCAGCCAGUAUAUAGUGUUCGAUGGGUCAUUUUUAUAUCAUGCAGACUCUGAUUCCAAUGUUUUAAAAUGUUGUGAUUAUGAAGGAAAACAUGUAUGGGAGAUAACAAUACCGGGAGAUCAGUCUACGCUAAGUAUGGCUUUAGACAUUCAUAAAAACAUCUAUGUUGUAGCUAGAACAAGUUACAAACUUUAUAUUGUGUCAAGUGAUGGAAGUAAACACAGGCAGCUGUUGCAAAAGUCGGAUGGACUUUAUUAUCCGCAAGGUGUUUUCUAUGAUAAAAGAAAACAACAGUUAGUGUUAUGCGCAAAUCCGUACAGUUCGAGUAUAAUAUAUAGUAUUGAUUGAAAUGCCCGGCUCAAAUUUAUUUAUAUUUCAAUAUUGUAUGAAUAAUUAUUCAUAGCAUUAAAAAGAAACGAAAACAUGCUAAACAUUGUCCUGAAAGGUUAACAACUCUUUCGAGGAAUCUAUGCAUCAUUUUAGUCAAAUUGGCAUAUCCUUAGACAUUUAUUUAAUCAACAUAAAUAAAUUCUCGCAGUUGUUUCUUUUUCAUUGUUUUUCAGGUAAUGGAUUAAAAAUAAAAACAACAUAUAAUUGA